AUGGGUCUCGCAGCGGGUGUCGGUCACUUCUUUCAAUCAAUCGUCGAAGUCAUCCAAGGUCUCUUAGGAGCUGUCGUAAACUUCUUCCAAUGGAUCCUCAACUCAAUUAUUGGUCUAUUCCAAGCCUUUGUCAGCUUCGUUGAAGGCACUCUUGGCUUCGCAAUCCACAAUUUCUUUAUUCUGGGUACCUUGGCCGCGGCUGUAUUCGCAUAUCUCCUCUACUCUCAGAGGCAAGGCACUACUCCUGUUAGCCGUACAAUCAAGAACAAAUGA
Messenger RNA from Daldinia childiae, 273 nucleotides. RefSeq lists its product as uncharacterized. The record is from RefSeq and is a predicted model, not a curated record. The coding region runs from base 1 to 273 and encodes 90 amino acids. The transcript has 2 exons. NCBI's taxonomy places the organism in Eukaryota, Fungi, Ascomycota, Sordariomycetes, Xylariales, Hypoxylaceae.